GACACAGACGCGAGACGGCGGUGUCAGGUCACGUGAGGAGGACUUUGUAGUUGGAGGGUAGCCGAGUGUGUAUUUAUUAAUGCUUCGGGCGUUUUACUGGAAUUUGGGAAGGAGAAAAAAAAAAAAAAAAUCAGUUUAUAGUAAAUGACGAAGGAGCACUGGUUUAAAUAUAAGCCAACGUGGAAGGUUGGAACGCAGAGCACAGAGUCUCACAGAGCUACUCACGAGGGUUUUUGACUGAGUCUAAUAAUUAUUCGCACCAAGUUACUACUAGCCUAAGCAGGUGGUUUUCACACCCAGUAUGUUCGGCUUUUUUAUUGUUUUCCUGCUGCUGCAGACUACACACUCACACACAGUCGGCAAAUCAAUUUACCUGGUAAUCGUCAUUUCGCAGACUGUGAGCGGAAACGCGGAGACGUUAUGCGCUCACCUGCUCCCGAAGGAACCGGUCACGUUCACUGUGACCCUGGUGGGGGAGCCAGUGGGAAACAGGACCCUGCUGAGAGAAACGGUCACUCGGGACUUCCAUCGUUGUGUCGCUUUCCAGGUUCCUGCUGUCUCCGCUGCCACAACAGCCGCCAUACACGCUUCUGUGCAGGGGGCCUCCGAGACUCUGCAGAAGAUAACCGAGUUCAUCAUCAAUCCCAGCUCCAAUGUCGUCGUCAUCCAGACUGACAAACCCAUCUACAAGCCAGGACAGAUGGCAAUGUUCCGCAUUGCAGCAAUGAGCACCAGCUUUUUGUCUCUCAAUCAAAUAUUUCAAACUGUGGAGCUGCAGGAUCCAAAUCGCAAUCGUAUUGCCCAGUGGUUAAACCAGUCAUCAGUUAGUGGGAUUCUUGACUUCUCCUAUCCCAUAGCUACUGAAGCAAUGCAGGGGGUUUAUGUCAUCACUGCCUGGGAUGAGAGAGGGAGGAAAACCUCCCACAAAUUUCAAGUCAAAGAAUAUGUUCUUCCCAAGUGUGAGGUGAAGAUACAUCUUCCAAAUUUUAUAUCUGUUCAGGACAAGAGGACAACUAUAAAAGUUUGUGGGAAGUAUACUUAUGGGAAGCCUGUCUUUGGGUCUGUGAAGGCACUUGUGUGUCUAAAAGCUUCUUUGCACCGUCAGAUUGGCUCAACACCUGGCUGUUUCACAUUUAGAAUGAGUAUGGAGAAAACCGGUUGUGCUACAGAAACUAUUGACCUGAUUCCAAUGAAGCUACAAGAAAAUUAUAAUUUGAGAGUUUUAAGUGUUGACUGUGAGAUAGAGGAGAGUGAGACUGGUGUGACCCUGAAAGGAAGUGGCAGCACGUUCAUUCUCAAAAACAUAAUUACCAUUUCAUUUCAGGACACACAGCCUCAUUUCAAGUCAGGGAUUCCAUAUUACAUCAAGGUGAAAGUAGCUGGGAGUAAUUCUGCCGCUUUAGAAAAUAAGCCAGUUUCUCUCCUGGUGAAACAUGGAUACAGCUCUGACAAAUGGACAUUGACCACAGACAGCAAGGGCAUUGCUCAACUGUUGGUGGACACGUCCUCUUGGAUGGAUGAAAUUGUCCGUCUUGAGGCCCAUUACAAGGAAGACACGGAUUCACAUAGAACACUUGGCUUUCAAAUUCCUGCUCAAAUUAAAUCUGCUUACUUUUCAGUGCAAAAGUUUUAUUCAAACGGUUUGAACUUUGUGAAGAUUAUGCAAAUUGAUGGGGAGGUCCCCUGUGAUUCAGAAGGACUUCUCAAAUCUCAGUACAUCAUCCAAAGGAGUGAGCUACAAAAUGACCAAGAACUACUCACCUUUUUUUAUCUGGUGCUGUCAAGAGGCAGUGCUGUUCAGCAUGGACAUAUUGAAAUUGCUGUUAAAGAUGGAGUGAACAAAGGUGAGUUUACAGUCCAUGUACGACAGACCAGAGACCUGGCUCCAUACGCUCAGGUGGUUGUAUACACAGUGCUUCCAAGUGGGGAAAUAGUCGCUGACAGCUCUACUGUUCCCAUCCAGAAAUGUCUGAAGAACAAGGUGUCGCUCAAGUUCUCCUCACUCCAAGAGCUGCCAGGGAAGAAGACAACAUUGGAUUUGACUGCUGACCCUGGAUCUCUCUGCUCUCUGAGGGCUGUCGAUCAGAGUGUGUUGCUAAUGGAACCUCAGGUGGAAUUGACUGUGGACUCUGUAUAUGGCAAGUUGGAACUUUUAAAGAUGUCUGGAUAUCCAUCCAGUGUGACUGAUCGUGUGCCACAAAGAUGCUACCACACUUCAGAGUUGUGGAAUAUAGAGUUCUGGGACCGUUAUUCUCGCCGCAUUAAUGCUCAAAGGCAUCGUAAAAUCUAUGACACUUACUGGAUCUUUAAGGGAUUGCAGCGAGCUGGAGCCUCACGCAGCAGUCAGGAAAUUGGAGUUAAGAUCUUGACCAAUUCUGAUGUUAGAGAACCCAAGAUGUGUUUUUCUCAGUACUCUAAAGAAAAUUUGACGGAGAUCAUCGAACUGCUCCAUUUCUUCAGCCCUAAUGGUUUUUAUGUGAGAAAGAAAACAGCGGAAGUCAUGAAGUUCAACCAACCAAGCCAGCCAGAAAUACCUAAGGAAAGCAUCCGCACAUACUUCCCAGAGACCUGGAUCUGGGAUCUGGUGCCGAUGGGCGAUUCAGGCUCAGUGAAAGUAGAACACACUGUGCCGGACACAAUCACAAAAUGGGUGGCUGGGGCGUUCUGCUCCUCCCCCACAGGCUUUGGUUUAGCCCCCAACACUGACCUCACAGCCUUCCAGCCCUUCUUCGUCAGCCUCACCCUGCCUUACUCUGUCAUCCGAGGUGAAGCGUUUACAUUGAAAGCAACUGUGUUCAACUACCUCUCCAAAUGUAUCAUGGUCCAGGUCAAUCUCAAUGAGUCGGCCCAGUACGCAGCCCAGCCCUGUGAAGGGUGCAAGUAUACCCACUGUUUGUGUGGAGAAGAAAGCAAAACGUUCAAGUGGAUCCUGAAACCUGCUGAUCUUGGGGAGGUGAGUGUAAACGUGAGAGCAGAGGCCCUGAGGACAGAGGAGCUCUGUGGCAGUGAGGUGGUCACUGUGCCUGAGAGGGGACGCAUUGACACCGUUGUCAGGACACUGCUGGUUGAGGCAGAGGGCACUAAGGAGACCAUUAUCCACAACUCUUACUCCUGUUCUAUAGGGAGCCUAGUGGAGAAAAAUGUUCCUUUGAAGCUGCCGGAAGUGUUUGUUCAGGGUUCUCAUAAAGCCUUCCUCUCUGUUAUGGGUGACCUGAUGGGCCGUGCCAUGAAGAACUUGGGCAGCUUACUGGCCAUGCCAUAUGGCUGUGGGGAGCAGAACAUGGUACUGUUUGCCCCCAACAUCUAUAUUCUCAGGUACCUGGAAACCACUAGGCAGCUGACUGAGGAGAUCAAGGCCAAAGCUACCCGCUUCCUGGAAAAUGGCUACCAAAGAGAGCUUAACUACAAGCAUCAUGAUGGAUCUUACAGCGCUUUUGGAAAGGCAGAUGGGUCUGGUAACACCUGGCUCACUGCCUUUGUUCUUAAGUCCUUUGGGGGGGCAAAACCAUACAUCUUUGUUGAUCCAAGACACAUCACUGAUGCCAUAAACUGGCUGAGUCGGCAUCAGCAACCCAGUGGCUGUUUCAUGGCUGUUGGAAAACUCUUUAACAAUAAAAUGAAGGGUGGAGUCAGCGAUGAGGUCUCCCUUACUGCCUACAUCACUGCAGGUCUUCUUGAGCUAAACAGAAAUUCCACUACCUCCAUGGUGGCAAGAAGUUUGUCUUGUCUGAAAAAUGCCUCUGGCCAGCUGGAGAACCUGUACACCACUGCAUUGCUGUCCUACACUUUUACCCUGGCUGGGGACCAGGAGAUGAGGAGCAAGCUCAUCGCCCAUCUGGCUAGUAAGGCUAAGAUCUCAGGAGGAUCUUGGCAGUGGCAGCACUUGGACACAUCAAGCAAGAAGACCGAUUCUCUGGAGGUAGAGAUGGCCUCCUACAUGCUUUUGGCCCUGCUUUCAGGUCCACAGCUGCCCGGGUUUGGCCUGGGCUAUGCCUCAGUCCUCGUUCGCUGGCUUGUCCAGCAGCAGAACCCAUAUGGCGGGUUCUCCUCCACACAGGACACAGUGGUGGCCCUGCAGGCUCUGUCACUGUAUAGUUCUGCCACUUUCAGUCCAGAGGGUGACACUACUGUGACUGUGACUUCUGGUGGUGGAUACAAGCAAGAGUUCAAACUUAAUCAGCAUAACCGGUUUCUGUACCAAGAGGAGGAGUUGGAGGUGCCAGGAGACUAUAGCAUCAAAGCAGAAGGCAAGGGCUGCGCACUUGUGCAGAUCACUGUACACUACAACAUUCCCCCUCCUGCAGAUUUUUCUGCUUUCAGCAUCACAGCCACCGCAGAGGGACCCUGUAACAGAGCAAGAAAGACUUUAAAUGUGACAAUAGAAGUGUGGUACAACGGGAGAAGAGAAGAAACCAACAUGGUGAUCGUCAGUAUUAAGCUCCUGUCCGGAUACCUCCCAGACAAAGCAUCCCUCCAAACUUUAAGACAGCAGCCUACUGUAAAGCGCAUUGAAGAGAAUGAGGGCCAUGUCAUCAUCUACGUGGAUGAGGUGAUGACAUUAAGCAUGAAACCAUAA
Molecule: messenger RNA, 4576 nt
Organism: Scleropages formosus (Asian bonytongue)
Lineage: Eukaryota; Metazoa; Chordata; Actinopteri; Osteoglossiformes; Osteoglossidae
Product: alpha-2-macroglobulin-like
Exons: 35
Coding region: 302-4576 (1424 amino acids)
Cellular component (GO): extracellular region
Molecular function (GO): endopeptidase inhibitor activity
Source: RefSeq, a predicted model, not a curated record